This is a messenger RNA of Dovyalis caffra, 693 nucleotides long. Lineage: Eukaryota; Viridiplantae; Streptophyta; Magnoliopsida; Malpighiales; Salicaceae. The record is from the annotation of a GenBank genome assembly.
AUGUCAGAGAGAAAACAAGACCUAGUGAUGUUCCCAUUCAUGGCACAAGGCCAUAUCAUACCUUUCCUAGCAUUAGCCCUCCAGUUAGAACAAAAUAACAAUUACACCAUAACCUUCGUUAACACCUAUCUUACUAUCAAGAAACUGAAAUCAUCACUCCCAGCAAAUUCCUCCAUUCAACUCUCCUUGAAAUCCCUUUCGAUGGCUCAAGCUAUGGCCUGCCUCCUGGCGCUGAAAACACUGACUCAAUUACUUACCAUCAAUAUUCUCCAAGCCUCUUCCAUUCUCAAACCAUCAUUCAAGAAACUCUUUUCUGAUCUCGUUAGAGUGCAAAAUGGUUUUGGUUUUGCAUGUUACCAAUCAUCUUGGUUGAACCUGCGUCGCCAGAACAAAGAAUCUGAUGAGUCACCUUUACCAGAUUUCCUAGAAGCGUCUACAAUGCUUGUCACACAAUUGGAGAUGGAGGAACUUGACAAGCUUGGAUUGAUAUAUUUUAGGCGUAAACUAGGCAAGCCAGUCUGGCCAAUUGAACUAGUUCUCUUGUCCAAGAGAAGCCAAGAUCAAGCUGGAAUUACACCUGAGAACACAAUAUCUGCCACCUGGGAAUUGCAGGCUAGUGGAAAGAAUUUCAUCUGGGAUGUUAAGCCACCUGUAGGAUUUGACCUUAACCUGGAAUCUAAAGCAAAAGGGUAG